This is a messenger RNA of Mangifera indica (mango), 2806 nucleotides long. Its product is annotated as VIN3-like protein 2. Gene Ontology annotation, molecular function: protein binding. The coding region runs from base 423 to 2612 and encodes 729 amino acids. Gene Ontology annotation, biological process: vernalization response; epigenetic regulation of gene expression. The record is from RefSeq and is a predicted model, not a curated record. The transcript is spliced from 5 exons. NCBI's taxonomy places the organism in Eukaryota, Viridiplantae, Streptophyta, Magnoliopsida, Sapindales, Anacardiaceae.
ACAAAGACAUUGCUAUUUUAUUUCUUUACAUACAUACAUACAUACAAACAUACAUACAUAUGAAGAAUUUUUUCUCUUUCUAUGAAAAAUCUUUCUUUUACUCUCUUUCUAUCUCUUAACAUCAUUGAAUAAGUCGUCCUCGAAUCUCCUUUCACUACAGCUUCGGUUCCUGAAACCAAAACCCCACUUCCUACAGGACCCAUCAAGCGCCAUUGACGUUGCACAAUUGCUCACAAGUUUUCCUCAAUUUUUUAAUUUUAUUAUUUCUAUUAUUAUUCUACGGCUCCCAUCAAGCGCCAUCAAGCGUCAUGGAUUCUCUUAUCGCUUCAGAAUUUCUACUCUGCUUUUUUUUGGUUUUAAAGAUAAAGCUGGUAUUUUGACGGUAAUGUGGUAGCCUGAGUUGUUGUUAUUAUUUAGCAAUCAUGUCUAUGGAUUCUUCUUCAUUUGAGGGAGUUGCAGUUGAUCCAUCAAAAUGCAGUAAGAUGAGUAUAGAGGAAAAGAGGGAAUUGGUUUAUGCAUUAUCUAAGAGAUCACAUGGUGCCUCUGAAAUGCUACAGUCAUGGACCCGUCAGGAGAUUUUACAGAUCCUAUGUGCAGAGUUGGGAAAAGAAAGGAAAUACACUGGCUUGACUAAGUUGAAAAUUAUAGAAAACCUUUUGAAGCUUGUUUCUGAAAAGAAUUCAGCGGAACAUGAGGUGAAAACUGAAGCUGAACCACUGUCUUCUUCUUCUUCCUCACAGAAAACAUCGAAGAGGCAGAGGAAAACUGAAAACCCUUCUCGGUUCCCUGUUCCUGUGAAUGAACCUGCUAUCAACAAUGGUAGCAAUGACAUAGUUAAUGCUAUAUACUGCAAAAACUUGGCUUGCAGGGCUACCUUAAGAGUACAAGAUGCAUUUUGCAAGAGGUGUUCUUGCUGCAUCUGUCAUCAGUAUGAUGACAACAAGGAUCCUAGCCUGUGGUUAAUUUGCAGCUCAGAACCUCCAUUUGUAGGGGAGUCAUGUGGCAUGUCUUGCCAUUUGGAGUGUGCCUUGAAAAAUGAAAGAUCUGGAAUUGGAAAUGGUAGAUGCUUCCCAGGACUUGAUGGGAGCUUUUACUGUGUGGCAUGUGGAAAAGUCAAUGAUUUACUUGGAUGCUGGAGAAAACAACUAAUGUUAGCGAAGGAUACUAGACGGGUGGACAUACUGUGUUAUCGUGUCUCCUUGGGCCAAAAACUUCUCAGUGGGACUGACAAGUACAAAAAUCUCUCUACGAUUGUUGAAGAUGCUGUCAAGAUGCUUGAAGCUGAAGUGGGUCCAUUAACUGGUUUACCUGUGAAGAUGGGUAGGGGUAUUGUAAACAGGCUUUCUUCAGGACCCGAAAUUCAGAAACUCUGUGCAUGUGCUCUGCAAGCAUUGGAGGAAAUGAUUUCCAACACCAGCUUGCCCAAUCCUGCAAUAAAAGAUCCAAAUUUGAUUUCCAACAUGGUUAGUGUUGAAGAUGUUUGUGCAACAUCUCUAACGGUGGUAUUGGGUUCGGAAGAUCCUUCACUUGGUACAAAUGUUUCUUACAGCUUAUGGCAUCGGAAAGCUCAUGAAGACUAUCCACUUAGACCUACUUGUACAUUGUUUGCAGCAAAUCCAAGGUUUGUCAUCACAGGACUUACUCCAGCUACUGAGUAUCAGUUCAAAGUUGUUUCCUCAAUUGGUACUACAGAGUUGGGUAAAUGUGAAGUUUGGUUCUCAUCCGGCUGUGUCAGGGAUGAUGUAACAAACUGCUCAUUAUUGGAAAGAAGUCACAGCCCGGCUACUAACUGUAGCAGCCUGUCUAAUCCGUCAUCUGUUGAAGAUGAAACCAAUAUCACUCCAGCCAUGGACCAAAAUGAUGAUCGAGUGAACAAUUAUUUUACUUACUGCAAGGACACUGAUAAAGUAGCUUCUGCUAUGUUAUCUGAUGAUGCUGUUGACUGUGCCAUUCUGGUUGAAGGAGCAACUCCGGCAGAUGCAGUUUCUCUGUUGGAAGAAGAGCGUAUUAUCAACAUAGAUGGCUCUGUGCCUGAUUCUGAUGUUCGAAAGCUCGAGAAGAAGCUCCCACCAGAUGGCCAACUCAUUGAUGAGAUGAGCACGGAUAAUGGGUUAGGCAACCCAGGGCUAACUGGCAUGGAAUGUGUGCCAUAUGUAGGUACCUCAGAGGCUAGUUUGCCGAUUACUCCCUGCAAGAUAGAAAUACUUAAGGAUGGACAGGGAAGGAAUGCAAGGUCUAAAUCAAGCAACAAGGAUAUGGGAAAUGGGAUUGGCAAAGAAGAUGGGCCCCAAGAUAAUAGCACAUCAAGGAAGAGGAUUGCUGAAAGGCAGGACGAGGAGUCUACAGACAGGGACUUUGAGCACUGUGUGAAGGUGAUUAGAUGGUUAGAGUGUGAGGGACAUAUAGAAAGGAACUUCAGGCAGAAAUUCUUGACUUGGUACAGCUUGAGAGCAACCUCACAGGAGGUAAGGAUUGUGAAAGUGUUUAUCGAUACCUUUGCUGAAGAUCCAGUAUCUCUAGCAGAUCAACUUGUGGAUACCUUUUCAGAUUGCAUCUCAAGCAAGAGAUCAUCAGUUGUGCCUGCUGGGUUCUGCAUGAAGCUUUGGCAUUGAUCAUCUCUGUACGAUCAAAUGAAUGCCCACCUUAACCCAUUGGGUUGCUCUUAGCAUAACAUUGUCAAUCAUCAUUUAAAUUUAUGACUAGCAUUUGCCAUUCUUAUGAUGAUGGAAGAAUUUUAGAAUUGUAUUUCUUCUAGAAUGCAGUUCUCGCCUAUUCAUUUAUAUUUUCCAAUAUAACUGUUGGAUCA